Punica granatum (pomegranate) is the source of this 1482-nucleotide messenger RNA. The record is from RefSeq and is a predicted model, not a curated record. Lineage: Eukaryota; Viridiplantae; Streptophyta; Magnoliopsida; Myrtales; Lythraceae.
AUGGAGUCCCAGCUCACCCUCCCCCAUGGGCGGAGUCCUGCAGCCACGCUUUGGCUUCUUCACUGCAUCACCGCCAUUUCGCUUGUCGCCUGCUCCAUGUCCAGUGCAAAGUGGACUCAUGGGAAUGAGAACGAUCACCUUGCUCUACUAGAAUUCAAGGCCAAUACCAUUGAUCCCGUUGGUGUUUUGAGCUCAUGGAACUCCAGUCACCACAUCUGUGAGUGGUUUGGAGUUACUUGCGGCCGAAGGCACUGGAGAGUCACGCGUUUAGAAUUGAAAUCCCAAGGCCUGUCCGGGACUAUAUCCCCACAUAUUGGGAACCUGAACUUCCUGAGGGUCCUCCAUCUUGGGAACAACAGCUUCCAUUCGAGGAUUCCCCUCGAAGUCGAUCGUUUGUCGAGGCUAGAGUACUUUCUCCUCUACAACAACUCACUCCAUGGACCAAUUCCUCCGAGCUUGCGCACCUGCUCUAAUCUUGUCAGCAUCAGCCUCUUCAAUAACAAACUCGAAGGGCAGCUACCUGUAGAUCUUGGCUUCCUCUCCAAGCUCAAACGGCUUACAUUGGCUCUUAAUGAGUUAAAUGGGGUAAUCCCAGCUUCAAUUGGAAACUUGACAUCUCUAGAGCACCUUAUUAUGGAUGAUAACAAGCUUGGGGGUAGGAUUCCAGAUACUCUGGGCAACUUGAGAAACUUAAAAACGCUUGCUCUUUGGGAUAAUAAUUUAGCUGGAAAUCUUCCUUCGUCAAUCAUCAAUAUUUCUUCCAUGGAAUUUCUUUAUUUAUAUAAUAACCAAUUAGUGGGGGAUGUUCCAUCUUUCCAGCAGAUGAGUAACCUCUACUGGUUCAGCGCGGCUGAUAACUAUCUGGGAAGUGAGCAAGCUAACGAUCUCAACUUCCUCUGCUCAUUGGCAAAUUCCACAACUCUCAAGACGUUGCUUAUAAGUGAGAACAAAUUAGGAGGGGCAAUGCCCAAAUGUAUCGGUAAAAUGUCCAACACCCUUGAUGAUUUCCAAUCGCAUGCCAAUGCUUUAUCUGGGACCUUGCCGAGUAGUAUCGGGUAUCUCAUAGGCUCCAUACCUUCCUCUUUGGGCAAGUGUCAGAGCUUAUUAUUACUAGAUCUUUCAAAGAACAAGCUUGCUGGUGCCAUACCCCCUGAGAUUAUGAGCCUCUCUUCUCUAUCAAUGGCUCCGACUUCUCGGAAAACAAUUUGUCUGGAGAGCUUCCCGUGGAAAUUGGAUAACAUGUUUACAGGUCCCAUACCUUCAACUCUGAGUUCGUUGAAAGGGAUUCAAGAAUUGAACCUCUCCCACAACAGGCUCCCGGGCGAGUUGCCAAAGGAAGGAGUUUUUGCAAAUACGAGUGCAACCUCGGUUCUGGGAAAUAAGGAGCUUUGUGGGGGUCUACCAGAAUAUCGGCUGCCCAAAUGUAAGUCAACUGGCAAAUCAACUAAUGGUAGAGAAACAGAGGAAAACCGUUGCUCCUAG